AUGGAUUUCAACAGCAUGGAUUUCAAUGCCCCGCUGGUAAAGGUGGUUAUACUAGGUUUCGCAGCCAUUGGAUUACUCUCUGUCUCCAGAAAAGUAGUCAGCUACAUCCGCCUUCUCCUAAGCCUUUUCGUGCUCAGCGGAAAGAACCUGCGAGCAUACGGCAAAAAGGGCACCUGGGCUGUCAUUACUGGCGCCUCGGACGGAAUUGGCAAGGAAUAUGCCAUCCAGCUUGCGCAGAAGGGCUUCAACCUUCUACUCGUCUCCCGCACGCAAUCAAAACUCGACACGCUCCGCCAGGAAAUCGAACACAAAUAUGCGGGCUCAGCAGUCAAGGUCAAAGUGCUAGCAAUGGAUUUCGCCAAAGACGACGAGAAGGAUUAUGCGGCCUUGCAGGCGCUCGUCAAUGACCUUGAUGUGGGCAUCUUGAUCAACAAUGUUGGAUUAAGUCACAGUAUCCCCAUACCAUUCAUAGAGACACCCAAGGAGGAAAUCAGGGACAUCAUUGGCAUAAAUUGCCUUGCUACGUUGAAAGUCACUCAGAUUGUCGCUCCUGGCAUGGUGAAGAGGAAGAAGGGCCUGAUUCUCACAAUGGGCUCCUUCGGUGGCUGGAUUCCUAUCCCGCUGCUUGCUACCUAUUCUGGCAGUAAGGCAUUCCUGCAACAUUGGUCGACGGCUCUGGGAGGUGAGUUGAAGGGCAGUGGUGUGGAUGUUGAGCUGGCACUGAGCUAUCUGGUUACUACUGCUAUGAGCAAGAUCCGCAGAUCGAGCGCCCUGAUUCCCAACCCAAGGCAAUUUGUCCGGGCGACGUUGGGGAAAAUUGGACGAAGUGGAGGUGCGCAGAAUAUGGCGUAUACGAGCUCCCCGUGGUGGACCCAUGGUUUGAUGCAGUGGUGGUUGGAGAACACGCUUGGUAUUGGAAGUGGGCUUGGGCUGCAGUUCAACAGGGUGGAGCAUGAGAAAAUAAGGAAGAGAGCUCUGAAGAAGGCAGAAAGGGAGGCGAAAAAGGUUUGA
Messenger RNA from Lachnellula hyalina, 1011 nucleotides. Its product is annotated as Very-long-chain 3-oxoacyl-CoA reductase. The record is from RefSeq and is a predicted model, not a curated record. Gene Ontology annotation, molecular function: ketoreductase activity. Gene Ontology annotation, cellular component: endoplasmic reticulum. Gene Ontology annotation, biological process: fatty acid elongation. NCBI's taxonomy places the organism in Eukaryota, Fungi, Ascomycota, Leotiomycetes, Helotiales, Lachnaceae. Bases 1 to 1011 code for a protein of 336 amino acids. The transcript has 2 exons.